AUUUCGUUCAGUAUAUCCGUAAUUCCAUUUAAAUCUAAAAUUUUAUUUGCGUUGCUCUUAUUCCUGAGGUUUCAGCUGGUCGUGAAAAAGUAUAAAAAUCACUUAUUCGCAUUUUUGAUCUCUCUUGCUAAAAUUGCUUUUCAUGUUUUAAGAUAUGUUCUACUUCUUUUACUUAUAAUAUCUUCUAAGCUUAUUAAAGUGCCAUCAAGAUGCAUUGUUUAUUUAUCUUUGUUGCAUUCUUCUCAUUUCUUGCAAUCUGUUUUUCACAAGAUCAAGAUGGUUACAUUUUCAUGAGCCCAAGAACAUUGAGAAUUGGAGCAAACAAUGAAGUAAUUUUCCGACGAUUUGGAUCUUUGAAUGCUGGGACACUGAAGGUCCAAGUCUUCAACAAGAUUGAUUACAGUAGUGACAAUGAGACUAUAGCUUUUUCCAAGAAAUUCGAAAUUUCUGAAGGUGAAACAGAAGCUAUUCUAAAUGUGCGUUUUGAUCUUCAAGAUGUGCAUGUCUUUUCCGGAAGAAUACAGAUUAACGGGACUUUUGGUGACCAAAAAAUAUCUGGUAGUGACACUGUAGCUCUGCACAAACCUACGCGGAGUAUUGUAAUAAUUCAAACUGACAAACCCCUUUACAAACCAGGAGAAACAGUGCAAUUCAGAGUUCUUAGAGUAAAUAAAGAUCUGAAACCCUUUAAGGAAUCAAAUAAAACUAUAGCUUACGUUGAAGACCCAAAAGGAACUAGGUUAUUCCAAUAUACUAAUUUGGAUCUGGAAAAAGGUUUGGUUCAAAACAAGUUCCAGCUAACAGAGGAUCCUGUUUUAGGCAGUUGGUCUAUAAAAGUCUAUACAGGGGACAAAUUUAAUCAACUAACAAAUUUUGAUGUUAAAGAAUAUGUGUUACCGAAGUUUGAAGUAACCAUAAAAUUCCCAUCUUUUGUUUUGGCGAACGCAAAGACUAUUCCAAUUACGGUUUGUGCGGAGUACACAUAUGGUGAACCAGCAUCUGGUACAUUGAAUUUAAAUGCAUCUUUAGAGAGAUACUUUUACGAAAGAGAUGUCGAUGAUGCUAAGAUACCAACGAAAAGGAUAACUACAGAAAUCAAAGGUUGUUACACAUAUAAUCUAAAUGUAAAAGAGAUUGAGAGUGAUACAUCCUAUUACAACAGUCGAAGCAUUGUUGUAGCAGCUACUGUUACUGAAGAUGGCACAGGUGUAGAAAGAAGCGCUUCUCAAAAUCUUAAUCGUGAUACUGAACCACUAAAAUUAUCCUUUAUUGAUGGCCUGGAUUACUACAAACCUGGAUUGCCUUAUAAUGGAAAGCUAAAGGUCACUAAUCCUGAUGGUACAAUUGUAUCUGGAGAACCAAUAGAAAUCUGCGCUACCAUAAACAAAAGACGCAUUUUAGCAGAUUGGUGGGCUACCAAGACAGUACAAACCUGCAGAAAUUAUACUUCAAGUUCUCAAGGUCUGAUUUCUUACACCAUCUUACCUCAAAAUGUAGACGUCAUUUCAAUCAGUCUAGAAGCUAAAGCUCUCAAUUACGAUCCAGCCACGAACAAAGACGUUGGAAAUGAACCAAAUCAAUUAAGUCAGCCAACCACAAGUAAAUUUCUGAACCCGUACUUUUCUCCUUCCGGAAGUUUCAUACAAAUCCAGCCUAUUCCCCAACCGGUUGCAUGCGCAUCCUCGCAAACUCUUAAAGUGCUGUUCACAUCCCAAGAAAGUGCAACUUAUGAAUUUUACUAUCAAGUAGUAUAUCAGUCAACUGUAGUCAUCGAUAGUUCAAUUCAAACUUCAUUCUCUCCUGAUGAUGAUGUUUCUGCAAAGUAUGAAAAACAAAAUAAAGUUAUUAAUGGUCCCGAAGUUCAACUGGAUCCACCUAAAGAGUCAAUUCCUCAAUCAUCAGAAGAUAAUUGCCCAGAAGCACAAGAUAGCAAGUACCUGCCACCCAUUGGCGAAGUGUCUAUAGAUAUUGACGUAAACACUAUAAUGUCACCAUCAAUUCGUGUCUUAGUAUAUUAUGUAAAAGAAUCUGGAGAGGUAGUAGCUGACUCUAUGGAAAUUGAUGUUGAGAGCUGCUUUGAGAAUAAGGUUCAAUUUGCAUUUGGUGAUAAAAAGCAACAGCCAGGAGCCGAAACAACAGUCAGCAUUACUGCUGGAUCAAACUCUUUGUGCGGAAUUAAAGCUAUUGACAAAAGUGUUUUGUUAUUGAACAACAAUGAACAACUCACCAAAGAAAGAAUUUUUCAAAUGCUAUCUCGAUUUGACGACAACGACUAUUACUCAACAAACCCUUGUUACCAAAAUCCAAUUCAACCAGGAUUACAAAAUGCUGCUGUCAAAAGCCUUUCAAUAGCUUAUCCUCCAGGAGGAAACUCAUAUUCAUAUCAAGACUCGCUUUCCGCUUUCUCGACUUCUGGCUAUCUUGUUAUCAGUAACUUGUACAUAUUUACAAGACCAUGUGAAAAUGCCCCGAGAUUUGGACCCGGUGGAGCAGCUGUUCUUGGGGAGAUAGAAGGACCCAAUGGUCGUCCUAUUAUGCUUGCAGCAGCAGGGAGAAGUGGUCCUGCUGCAUUGCAAUCCAUUUCAGAAGUUCGCAGCAAUUUCCCGGAAACGUGGCUGUUUGAGCUUGAUGUAACAAAUGAGGAUGGGACAUUCCAAAAGACAGUAACACUGCCAGAUACUAUUACAGAUUGGGUAGGAAGUGCUGUAUGCAUCAACACGGCUGAUGGAUUAGGCAUAUCGAACACAACAACUAUCACCGGUUUCCAAGCAUUUUUCAUUGACUAUACGUUACCCGUAUCAGUCAUCAGGGGAGAAGAAUUUACUAUGGUGGUGUCUAUAUCCAGUUAUGCUAAUGCUUCAUUACCCGUAACAGUAACUCUUGAAGAUCCACAAGGCUUUAAAGUUACCGACAAUUCCAUAGAUGGAGACAUUUGUGUUCACCCUCAAUCCAGUGUUACUUUGCCUGUCACAUUAACAGCAACGAAAGUAGGUAAAGUUCAAAUCACUGUCAGCGCAGUGUCAGCGGAAUCAAGUGACGUUUGUGGAAGCUCCCCGACAUCGAAUGAUUAUGCCAGAGAUGCCAUAAGGAAACCAAUCGAAGUUAAGCCAGAAGGUUUCCCGAAUGAAAAUGUUAUUAACACACUCUUCUGCCCAUCAGAGAAUGAAGAUAAUUCCUUCAGCACCAGUGUUAGUUUGAAGUUGCCAAAAGAUGUAGUACCAGAUUCCACCAGGGCAUAUGUCGACAUUACUGGUAACGUUUUGGGACCAGCUAUAAACAACUUGGAAAAUCUAGUACAACUGCCUACAGGAUGUGGAGAACAGAACAUGGUAAAAUUCACUCCGAAUUACCUUGUUCUAGACUACCUAACAGACAUCGGGCAAGUUACAGAUGACAUUAAAAAUAGAGCGAUUCGCAAUCUAGUUGCAGGCUACCAAAGAGAACUUGCAUAUCGUCAUCCCGAUGGUUCAUUCAGUGCAUUUGGAACAACAGAUGAUGAAGGGAGCAUGUUCUUAACAGCCUUUGUUCUCCGUUCGUUCUACGAAGCGAAAAGAUAUAUCUAUAUCGAUGAUAACCUAAUUACUGACAUGCAGAAAUGGAUUGUAUCUAAACAAGACACAACUGGCUGUUUCCCGAACAUUGGAAGGAUAAUUGAUAUUGAUUUACAAGGUGGUAUUCCAGAUGAAAAUGCUUCUGGUAGCAUCACAGCUUACUGUCUGGCCUCAUUAUUGAUAACAAAUUACAACAAUAAAACAGUAGUGAACGAUGCUUUUAGCUGCCUCAAUGAUGUUCCUCCUACAAAUCCAUAUAGUCAGUUCUUAUAUGCUUACGCUUAUUCAUUAGCUGGUUACAAGCAAGAUGCAGAAGAUCUCAUAGAAAAAGCAAGGCAAAAGAUCAACAGGACAGAGGGAAUGGAAUCUUUCAUAAUUGUGAAUGGAACAAAAGCUAUUGAAAUUGAAACAGAUGCGUAUGCCGUGUUAACAACGCUUGCUGUUGGCGGAAGUGCUUCAGAUGCUCUUCCCUACGUCCGAUACUUGACUUCAAAUCUGAACCCCAAUGGUGGUUUCACUAAUACUCAGGACACAUGUGUUGGUUUAAGUGCUUUGGCCAAAUAUGCAAGCGUUGUCUACGAAGAUCCACUUAACCUUAUGGUUAAAACCACUGGUGGUCUCACAAAAUCCGUAACUCUCAACGAUCAAAACAAACUCUUAGUUCAGCGCUUCAAAGUCACGGAUAUAUCAAAGAGCAUAAAGAUAAAGGCGAAAGGUACAGGAUGUGGACUCAUUCAGACAGCCAUUCUGUUUAAUACCAAAACUGCACCGGAAAAGAAGAAGUUUUCAAUCAGUGUUCGUGGGGAUUGUUCUGAUCCUAACUGCAAUACAGCUAAAAUUGUCACACUAGUCAGUUAUUUACCUCCUGGACAAGUGGCUGGAAUGAGUAUAGUGCAAAUAGGAAUGAUCACUGGAUUUUCGCCUGUCAGACAAAGCCUUGAAGAUCUCAAAAAUGACAAGAACAACAAAAUAUUAAGGAUAGAUGUCGAAGACAACACAGUGAUUGUCUACUUUUCUGAAAUAUCCAAUGCAGUGGAAAACUUCUCUUUCGAAGUUAAUCAAGUUGUUAAAGUGAGAAAAGCCCAACCUGGCACAGCGAAAGUAUACGACUAUUAUGCGAACGAAAACUCUGCUUCUACUAGCUACAAAAUCAACUCAGCCAAUUAGCAUUUAAA
Messenger RNA from Parasteatoda tepidariorum (common house spider), 4726 nucleotides. Its product is annotated as alpha-2-macroglobulin-like protein 1. Gene Ontology annotation, molecular function: endopeptidase inhibitor activity. NCBI's taxonomy places the organism in Eukaryota, Metazoa, Arthropoda, Arachnida, Araneae, Theridiidae. Gene Ontology annotation, cellular component: extracellular region. The record is from RefSeq and is a predicted model, not a curated record.